AUGUCUCCUGGAAAGGGGCUGCCUCUUUGGCUGGCAUGGAUGGGGGCUUUGCUAGCCCUGAGCCAACAAGCUCCAAGGUUGCUGAUGGUCGCCCCCAGCGUGGUGCCCGUGGGGGCAGAGGUGAGGGUUGUGCUUCAGGUCGAGGGAGCCCCCAAAGGCCUCUCGGGCACAGUCUAUUUCCAGAAUCAGAACGACGAGAGGGUGAAAUGUUCUGCCGAGGUGCCGUUCAGCCUGAAGCCCAACAGCUUUCUGGAAAAUGUUACCCUGAUGGUGACCCAUGAACGUUUCAUCCAGUGCGGCUUGUCUACCCUGCGCAGGGACCGUUACAUCCAACUUGUUGCUCGCAGCUCCAAUCUUCCCAGUCCCAAUGGCAUCCAAACCCUCAACCUACGCUGGAGCACUCGCCGAGGGUACCUGUUUAUACAAACAGACAAGCCCAUCUAUACCCCUGGGCAAAAGGUGUAUUUCCGAAUCUUUGCCCUGGAUCACAAGCUGCGGCCAGCCUUCGAAUCCAUCUUCAUCACUGUUCAGAACCCGCGAGGUCUUCAGGUCCGGAAAUAUCAGCGUGUGCCACAGGAUUUCGUGAUACAGGAUCAAGUGACAAUCCCUGCUAUCACUGAGCCUGGUAUUUGGCGAAUCACAGCCCAAUUUGUUGACACUCCAGGUUCCAACACUACCACAGAGUUUGAGGUGAAAAAAUAUGUGCUUCCUAAUUUUGAGGUGACAAUUAUCCCGGAACGGAAAUACUUUCUCCUCUCAGGACAGCAGGACUCUGAUUUGCAAAUUGAACUCCAGGCUAAAUUUUUCUAUGGGAAGGGUGUCGGCGGCACGGCCUAUGUGCGAUUUGGUGUGAGGGAUGAGAAUGGGGAGAAAACUAUCCUCCCAGGACUGGAGCAGCAAGUUUCGGUGGUCGAAGGCCAUGCCUCAGUGACCCUAAAAGGCAGCCUUCUUGUGACUCGGUACCCUCUACAGGACCUAAUUGGAAGAUCACUCUACAUCGCAGCCACUGUCAUAGAGACUGCAAGUGGAGAGUUGGAAGAGCAGGAGCACACCUCGGUGAAAUUUGUGUCCUCUCCAUAUUCAGUAGACCUGUCCCAAACGAAGCGGUAUUUUGUGCCCGGCACAUCCUUUCAAGUGGUGGCUACAGUCUCACUACCAGAUGGUUCACCCGUUCUCCACCUUCCAGUCCACUUCUCCGCCCAAAUAGAGGGCUCAUCACCACACAAUGGCCAAGUGAAUAGUGAUGUUCAUGGAAUUGUGACACAUGCAAUCAACAUUCCCGCUACAGCUAAAGCAGUCACUUUCACGAUAACAGCGGGGACAGAGUCUCCAGCCACCAUCACUCUGACCGUCAAAGCCAUGAAUGCCCAAGGAGGCAGUUACUUGAUCAUUCUUAGGCAGAGUUACGAAGACUUGGAUCCAGGAGAGACCCUAGUGCUGGGGCUGAUGCACAUGGGAUCAGACGACUUCUCCCACUUCUAUUACAUGGUUUUGAACAAAGGGGACAUUGUCUUCGCCAGCAGUGUGACCCGUGCCUCCUAUACAGUGGUCCCCAUCCACAUCACGCCCAACCUGAUGCCGGCGUUUCGGUUUGUGGCCUUUUACCACGUAAAGGACAAAGUUGUGGCAAACUCCAUCUGGGUGGAUGUUGUUGACACCUGCAAAGGGAAGCUGCGACUCAGCACAUUAGAAGACCACAGUCAGCUGCGACCCCAGGAGUGUGCAACACUCAACAUCGCCACUGACGGGAUAUCUUCUGUCUCGCUUGUCGCCGUGGACACGGCGGUCUACGCCCUCAGUGGGAAGAAUCGCCUCACUCAGGGCAAGGUCUUCCAGGCCAUGGGAAGUUACGAUCUGGGCUGCACAGCUGGCAGUGGGGAAAACACCCUCGGCGUUUUUUCUGAUGCUGGACUCUCCCUCCGCGUGGGCAAUCUGAACAGUCCGCUCCGACAAGCCCACGGAUGUAACGUGGACGUUUCCCGGAAGAAGCGCUCGUUGGAGUUGCAAACUCAACUCCAGGAGGAGCUUAAGAAGUAUUCAGACCCCGAUGCUCAGAAAUGCUGUCGGGAUGGCAUGGUGAAGAUCCCCAUGCCCUUAACGUGUGAGCAGCGGGCCAGGCGAGUCCGGGGCCAGUGUGGCGUCGUAUUCCUGGAGUGCUGCCAGCGUGCGGCUAAGCUGCGACGCAGAUCGUGGGGGUCGCACUCCCUUGGAAGGAGCCCAGAAGAUGAUGAUGAUGAUUUCUUUGAUGAGGAUUUUGUUCAGGUCCGCAGCUUCUUCCCGGAGAGCUGGCUUUGGAAAACACGCAUGGUGGCAGGGACCGACACGGAAAAGCUGAUUCUUCCCGACUCCAUCACCACCUGGGAGAUACAGGCCGUGAGCAUGUCGGAUGGGAAUGGAAUCUGUGUCUCAGAACCUCUCCGAAUCAGGGUCUUUCAAGAUGUUCACAUUUCUCUGAGGCUGCCAUAUUCGGUGAAACGGUUCGAACAGAUAGAACUUCGGCCAGUUCUGUACAACUAUUUGUCCGGGUCGAUCACAGCCUCAGUGUAUCUAGAGCCUGCCGAGGGCAUCUGUUCUCCCGCAAUCAUGGGCCCAGCCCAGAAGAAGAAAGUGGUGGUUCCUGGGAACUCGGCAGUACCUGUUCCCUUCGUUUUGGUCCCUAUGGGGACAAGCAACAUCCCCAUCACAGUUGUCGCCCACGGUGGCUGGAGGGCUGGGGACAAAAUUACCAAGAUCCUACGGAUUGAGAGAGAAGGUGCCAUUGAAGUGGAGGAGUUCACCAUCCCUCUGGAUAACCCAGAUGGCCUCUCUAAAACUGAGGUGAUUUCGGGAGACGUGCCCUCCAAUGCCAUUCCUGAUGGAGACUUCAAGAUAAAUGUUCGUUUGACAGGAUCGGUGCCAAUUGAUACCCUGGAGAACUCCCUGUCUCCAGAGGGCCUGUCGAAAUUGCUGUGUGUUCCAACUGGGUGCGGGGAACAAACCAUGGUAUUACUGGCCCCCGCGAUCUACGCCAUGAACUACCUGGACAAGGCGGAGCUGUGGAUCAAGCUGAAAGGAGAGAGCAAGCAAAAAGCGCUGCAAAACCUACGCAUAGGCUAUGAGACGAUGCUCAGUUUCCGGAAAUCGGAUGGAUCAUAUGGAGUUUUUCUCAGUAUACCCAGCAGUACUUGGCUGACAGCUUUUGUGGUCAAGAUUUUUUCCUUGGCCCGCAAUUAUCAGUCUGUGGAUGAGGCUGGAAUCCGCGAGUCGGUGCAAUGGCUGCUGAGGAAGCAGGAGUCUGAUGGUUCCUUCCAGGACCCGGAACCGGUCAGGGACCGGAGCAUGCAGGGUGGCGUUGCUGGUGUUCACGAGCGCAUCUCCCUUGCGGCUUUUGUCGCCAUCGCGCUGAAGCAGGCCUUGGUUGUAUACGAGACAAGUGAGAAGGAUCCCGAGAAGAAAGAGAAGGAAGAACAACUGGCACAAGUGAAACAAAGCUUAGCUCGGGCCACCUCCUUCCUGGCCCGCUCGCUGGACGAUCCAUCUCUGGGCCCCUACACUGUUGCCAUCUCCAGUUAUGCCCUCUCAUUCGCUUCAGACAACCGGUCGGCCAUUGCCACUGCUGAUGCCCUCCUGAGGAAGCUCGCCACACAGGAUCAAAACAACACGGUGAUGUACUGGGCGGUAGAGGAUCAGGGCCAACGGCAGAGGGGAAGGCCGUCGGCUUUGGCCAUCUCUGUGGAGGCCACGGGCUAUGGGCUCCUUCACUUAGUGAAGCAAAAUGAUACCAAAGCAGCCAGCAAGGUGGCUCGAUGGCUGACGGAGCAGAGGAACUACGGAGGAGGCUUCAAAUCGACUCAGGACACAGUUGUGGCUCUGGAAGCCCUGUCUCAGUAUUGGAUGAGUACCUACGAAAAGAAAGACAACGAACUGAAGGUGACCCUUACUGUCCCUGGGAGAAGCUUGCCGUUCCAGAUGUCAUUUGGGAGGUCUGAUGAGGUAGUCGAGGAAGAGCUACAGUUUACCUCAGGGAGUGACAUCCAUGUAAAGGUGGAAGGGAAAGGGAAAGGAACUUUGACUGUCCUGAAGCAAUUCCACGUCUUUGCAGUACAGAACACUUCCUGCCAGACCCUUGGCUUAGAGGUGAAGCUGACUGGUGCAGUUCGAUAUCAGCCGGACGCGUAUGAGGAUUACUAUGAAUAUGAAGAUUACGGCACGGACGACUCUGGGCCAGCACCGCAGCCGGCUGACCAGCCGCUCUCACCCAUCCAGAUGUUUGAUGCACGGCGACGUCACAGGAGAGAAGCCAAAGAACCGGGACAGUCGCAACAGAAAGUCAUUUACGACGUCUGUUUCUGGAGGCAACCAGGGGCGCAUGUCACAGGCAUGGUCAUUGCUGACAUCACGAUGCUUAGUGGCUUCGAGCCAGACAAGGAUGACCUCGACAAGCUGCGGGAUCUCUCCGAUCAGUAUAUCAGCCAUUGGGAGAUGCAAGGGCGACGGCUACUGCUCUAUUUCAUCUCGGUGCCCGCAUCAGGACGUGAAUGUGUCUCAUUUGGAGCCAAACAGGCGGUACCUGUGGGAAAACUCCAGCCAGCAAGCGCCACAGUGUAUGACUUUUAUGAACCAGCAAAGAGCUGCAGUACUUUCUACGGAGCGCCCAACAAGCCCCAGUUUGUGUCGGCAUUGUGCUCAGAAGAUGUCUGCCAGUGUGCUGAAGGUGCCUGCCCACGUUUGAAGCGAACCCUUGAACAGGAUAUUACAAAAGCUUCUCGCAUGGAGUUUGCCUGUUACAGCCCCCGUGUGCACUACGGGCUGCAAGUUCGAGUGGAGAAAGAGAUCAAUGCAGGUGCCUUCCGCAUCUACGAAGCAAAGAUCAUGGAGCCCUUGCAGUACACUGCUGACAUGGGGGGCUACAUUAACCAGACUCGGCGUUUUGUGGUCCGUGCUGCAUGUCGGACACGCUUGGAAAAAGACAAAGAAUAUCUUCUGAUGGGACGUGAUGGCCAAACUCGGGACCCUGAAGGCCGCCCCCAGUACCUGCUGGAUUUGAACUCGUGGGUGGAGCAGCUGCCCUCUCGUGGACAGUGCAGGGCCUCCAAUAAUCGCAACAGAUGCAUUGACCUCCAGGUUUUCACAACUGCCUUUGCUGAGGGCGGCUGUCAUGUGUAA
Messenger RNA from Euleptes europaea (tarantolino), 5145 nucleotides. Its product is annotated as complement C4-like. The record is from RefSeq and is a predicted model, not a curated record. The coding region runs from base 1 to 5145 and encodes 1714 amino acids. The transcript has 42 exons. NCBI's taxonomy places the organism in Eukaryota, Metazoa, Chordata, Lepidosauria, Squamata, Sphaerodactylidae. Gene Ontology annotation, biological process: complement activation. Gene Ontology annotation, cellular component: extracellular region. Gene Ontology annotation, molecular function: endopeptidase inhibitor activity; protein binding.